AUGUCGACCCCCGUCGCGCCUCCGCCCGCGGACGCCGAUCUGAGCAAGACGGCUGAGCCCAAUACGCCUGGAGCUUCCGUUGGCCGCAAACGCAAGGCCAAGGGACCCGCGACGCCGAUUCCCGCACCCCGCGAAAACAGCGAAAAAGACACUUCGGCGCACACCAACAAGCGCAAAAAGCCCCGGAGUCGCAUGCAGCACGACACGAGCAUGUCUGCGCUUGGGUUCGGCAGUGCCGACCUGAGCAGCCCGAUGUGGCAGACGAUCGUUGCAUUCCGCGCGCCGCACGGCAAGGCAUUUGACCGCGUGCUCGACGCUGGCUUCACGCUCGCGAGCGUGAAGCGCAUGGUGUCGGACAAGUACCGCAUUGCGAGCGGCGUGCCAAUCCACCUUUCGUACGAAGCCGCAGACGGCACGCACAUCGACUUGGACGACAGCGAGGACUUCCGCGCUUUCCAAGUGCACGCUGCGCGCGAGUCCAUCAUUACCGUGUUUAUUGACGUGCCGGAGAGCCAAAUGUUUACUGCUCCCGAGGCGCCUGCCGCAUCGCCCGCCAAGGCGCGGGGCCGCCGUGGGCGUGGCGCGGCCCGCACCGACGAGGGAGACGAGACGACGAACGAGGCAGAGGCGACCGAAGUCUCACAGCUUGUCGAUGUCCCCCAGCCCGAGGCCGAGGCGCAGUCUACUCCUGCGAAGCGCGGGCGCAAGCGCAAGGUAGACCAGCCGCCCGCACCCGCGUCCGCAUCCGCACCCGAGGCGCAGCCGGAAGCGCCUGCGCCUACGCCUACGCCUGCGCCUGCGCCUGUGCCUGCGCCUGCGCCCGAGGCAGAAGACGACGAGGAGGAGGACGUUCCGCUGUCGUCGCAGGCGACCGCGCCGCCCUCUUCUCAGCCCGAAGGGGGCGAGAAGCAAAAGCGUUCGCGCCGCACCAAGGCCGAGAUGGAGGCCUUCCGUGCGGAAAAAGCCGCGCAAAAGGCCGCCAAGGAGCAGGAGCGCGCCGAUCGCACCACCGGCGAGGCCGACACGACACAGGCCGACGAGACGGUGAUUGUGCACGAGCCGCGCAACGAUGAGCACAGCGCGGCGGCCUCGGCGGCGGUGCAGGCCCUGGUGGAGCAAGGCAUCGACGCGAUGCACCUGCGCCUGUCCGAGCUCAAGGCCAAGAAGCAGCGCAAGAAUGCCGUCGAGCGCGAGGAGCAAAAGAUGCUGGUGAAUAUGGUCAAAGGCACGAGCGUGACCCCGAGCGAGGCCGACGUUUCUUCCCGUGAGUUGGCGCGGAAUGCACAGAGAGCGGACGCUGACGCGGCUGAAAGGGAUUUAGAGACUGCACCCGAGGCGGACGAUUCGGCGAGCAGCACCGAGAGUCGCGACUACUUUUCGCAGCCCGAGUCGCAUGCGAAUUUGUCCAACUCCCAGAUCCACGGCCCCUCCCCCCGCCCCGACACGAACCCGAUGGAGAGCACGCCGCAGCGCGCGAGCCGCGCCCAGGCGGAAUCUUCGCGGCGGACCAUGUCGGGUGCCUUUACCAAACUCUCUGAGCUGCGUCCUUCGGCGCUGCGCCGCUCUUUUUCUAGGCAGGAAAGCCCCAUGUUUUCUGCGAGUGCAUCCGAGGCGAGCGCGGACGUAGGCCGCGAAACGCCGGCGACGGUGCCUGAAGCGUCCGAAGAGUCGGACUCGAGCGACGACUCGGACUCGGACUCUUCGGAUGACGAUGCGCCUGCGCCGUCGCAGCAGUCUGCCCUGCCUCCCUCGAAGCUGGCUGGUGCUAGUACCGAGGCCUCCGUCGCGGACGCGUCCAAGGCGAAAAAGAAGCGCAGCUUCUUCUCGGCGCUGAGCUGA
This is a messenger RNA of Malassezia japonica, 1839 nucleotides long. RefSeq lists its product as uncharacterized. NCBI's taxonomy places the organism in Eukaryota, Fungi, Basidiomycota, Malasseziomycetes, Malasseziales, Malasseziaceae. The transcript has a single exon. The record is from RefSeq and is a predicted model, not a curated record. The coding region runs from base 1 to 1839 and encodes 612 amino acids.